CACAAAUGACUGCCGUGUGAUCCGUGUGAACCAUGUGCUCGACCCGGACUUCUCUGGAUAUCAUAUAAGUUUCUGUUUUCAUGACAAAAAGGACACGGAGAAAACAACAAAACGCGCGACAGUAGAUGCCGAGAUGGAAAAAGGAAUUGUGAUUAAAGACGACUGGCCCGGUUACAGUCUGGACCUGUUCACUUACCCGGAACAUUACCAUGACGACAUUGAGUGUGUUUACAUCCCACAUGGAGUUGUCAUGAACAGAGUGGAGCGAAUGGCCACCUACAUCAAAGACGACUUUGGAGACAACAACAUCAUGGUGCUGUGCGUCCUGAAGGGAGGAUACAAGUUCUGCUCGGACCUGGUGGAGUUCAUCAAAAUUCUCGGCCGCAACUCCGACAAGUACCUGGAGACCCGGGUGGAGUUCAUCCGUCUGAAGAGCUACAUGAAUGACCAAUCAACAGAGGACCUUCACAUAAUAGGGAGCAGAGAUCUGUCUUUUCUGCGUGGAAAGUGUGUGCUUAUUGUUGAGGCCAUCAUUGACACAGGAAAGACCAUGAAGGCCCUUCGGAAGCAUGUGGAGACCUUUGAACCCAAGAUGGUCAAGGUCGCGGGUCUGCUGGUGAAGAGGGUCCCCAACAUGGCUGAGCAUUUAACAGACUACGUCGGCUUCGAAAUCCCCAACCGCUUUGUUGUCGGCUAUGCCCUGGACUACAAUGAAUACUUCCGUGACCUGAAUCAUAUCUGUGUCAUCAGCAAGACUGGGAAGAUGAAGUACAAGGUUUGAUUACACACAACUGAGCAGCACAGGAUUUAAAUGUGCUUCACUCCACGUAUUUGUAUGUAAUUUGUAAGAGAUGAAGGUGAAAAAAUAAACAAAGGAAUAUUCGG
Molecule: messenger RNA, 885 nt
Organism: Solea solea (common sole)
Lineage: Eukaryota; Metazoa; Chordata; Actinopteri; Pleuronectiformes; Soleidae
Gene: prtfdc1a
Product: phosphoribosyl transferase domain containing 1a
Exons: 10
Coding region: 134-781 (215 amino acids)
Biological process (GO): guanine salvage; GMP salvage; IMP salvage
Molecular function (GO): hypoxanthine phosphoribosyltransferase activity; magnesium ion binding
Source: RefSeq, a predicted model, not a curated record